AUGAAUAACGUCUAUACUGCACUUUCAUUGUCAUUUAUUGGUAGAAGGAGAUUCGCUCUUACAUCCAACGAUUAUGAAAAUACUGUUUUAUUGUUUCGGGCUUUGCUAAAAGAGUCAUGCCAAUUCGAUCCAGAAGGCAUCUGCGAAGUUGAUGUAAAGCAUGAAUUAGAUAAUAAUUCUGUUGAUCUGCUAAUACGGCAGAUGAUAUAUUGGGACGAAAAUAUGAACGAAUAUACGUUUAGAAACGUGGUUAUUUGGAAGAAUAUGGAGAAGUUGUCGCACAAGCAGCAGAAAGUAGGACUUUUUCCCUUGUUGAAUCAAAUUGACGAAUACGAUACGGCUAUUGCACGGAAAAAUCCGCUGAACAGAGUGCAAGUCGGAAGCUAUGUAGUACGGAAGCCCCAGUUGUUCACAAUUGUACCUUUGAUUGAAUCAGAGCAUGCACAUCCCGAAGUGUACCAAUAUGUCAAGGAGAAAUUUUGGUUUGGACAAAACUUCCACUAUGAAGGACCCACUGACGAGAAGGAGGAACCCGAAUACUGCGAUAACUACACUGGGCUAAUUCUCGAGAUCAGAAACGUUACCAGGCCCCAAGUAUAUGCAUCUCCCGAAAUCCAGGGAUACAUCUAUUCGCUAAUAGUCCACGCAAGAAACCACAGACUAUGUUCACUUGCUCCUAUACACACCAGAUUGUCCACUCGAACUAUAGAUGCAAUGCGGGACCUAGCUGAAUGCAUGGUUGCCUGGAAGAGACACGACACCGAUAGACUCUUCGUGACUCCUGAUUACUGCAAAAUUGCAAUGCGCAAAAUCGGCUACUGGCUUAUCGACUGGGAACAAGACACCAUUUUUAACACUUCUUCGGAUUGCGCUAUUGAUAACGAUUUGGAGUAUAGAAGGCAAUUGGAAAUAAGCAUGCUCACGGGAGACUGGUAUGGAAGUGAUUGGAAGUACGUCAAGAAAUAUCUCGAAAACUACAAAACCGAUACCAAUGCUUCAAAUUACAUCAAUAAAAUCGUGGAAGACGUGCUACAAUUGGUGCGACCCCCAAUAUAA
Molecule: messenger RNA, 1056 nt
Organism: Debaryomyces fabryi
Lineage: Eukaryota; Fungi; Ascomycota; Pichiomycetes; Serinales; Debaryomycetaceae
Exons: 1
Coding region: 1-1056 (351 amino acids)
Source: RefSeq, a predicted model, not a curated record